AUGAUAUCGUCCAGAAAGGUUUUCCUCAAAAUUGAGCGCGAGUUAACCAUUUUUCGCCAGCUGAAGAGACUAAAACGGAUUGACACUGAAACGAGGCGUCUGCAGGGAAAUGGCGAGGGGACACUGGAAGGGAGUAGCGCGCACAACAGGCACAAGGAUAGCAAGGUGUAUCUCACAAGUAGUAAAAUAAGGAAAGACAGCCCACGUGUUAGCGGUUCUAACGCGAAGGGGAAGAGGGAUAGCUCAUGGGAAGAUAACACGGCUAACUACACACACAUUCGCGCAAAGAACGACGGGAGGAACCUCACCAGUCACUACGAAGGACAGCAUUACAAUAGCAAAAUUUUACCCAGCCGAUUGCAACAUGUCACCGAUAGUAGUCCCCCAAGUGGCAGCAGGAGCCGGUGGCCCAACCCCCGCAGCAACCAGUCGGGAAGUGCCCCCCCACACGGAAAUGGAACCCCCAAUUUGUACAUAAACAAAUUGCACGAUUACCUAGACAUAGCGCAAAAAUCAGAAAAUGAAAAAAUAAAAAUAAAUAAAAUACUAAACAGAUUGAGAAACGAAAACUUAACGAUACAUGCUAUCCUAGAGGUGCUAAAAAGUCUCUGUACCAUUUUGUUAAAGAGGACUCCUCAUCAUUUGGAUAAUUUAAUACCACUGGAUUACUUGAAUACAAAAAAUGCAGUCAAAAAGUACAAUAGCUAUUUUGAGGAGUACUUUACCCAUGUCGAGAGGUACAUACAGAACUACAUCUGCCUCAUUAACGAACGGGACAUUUUUGACCUCUUCAAAUAUAUGUAUUAUCUGAAUUAUGCUCUACAUUUGGAGGUUACUGAACUUCUGCUGGAGAAAUUCUACCUCCACAUGGACAAACUGGAUAAUUUGAAAACAGUGCAGAUAUUUUACAUCAUCCAGUCCUUUUACAAGCACUUCUAUUCGAAGGAAGUAGACAGUUACCUCACCUUAACUGUGGAUGAUAAGAUCAGUGCGACCUACAACGAUGACCUGGUUAGGAGGAAAACAAAUUAUUGGAGUCACCCCUCUCAGGAUAACAAAUACACCUUUGGACACCUCUUUGAUGUGAAUUCCUCGAAAUGGGCCCUAGGUAGUAACACCAAUGGGUUGCCUUUUCAAAGUGGUUCCGAAAAGGGGAAGGACAACUUCCUAGGGGGAGAGGCACCCCUGUGGAGUGGACACCUAAACGGGGACUACAACGAUGGGGAAGCAGGCAAUUAUGUACCCUCGAAUGAGGAAGCUACAAAUCGAAGGAGGAUCGGAGAAUCCGCCUUUUUCAAAUCACCUGGAAGGGGUAACCCCAUGGAAGUAGCCGCGUCGAUACGGAGGCAAGAAUUUGGAGAAUCCUCAAAGGAUACCUAUGAUCCUAUUACAGAGAGGAGAACAAAAAUACAAGGUGAUGAAAUUUUGACAAUUUUUAAGUACAUUGAAAAUUUUCACCACAAAAUGAAUUUUUACUACACAGAUAAAGUGGUGACCUUUUUGAAAAAAAAUCGAAAUGAACUCUCCACGGAUACUCUCCUAUGCGUAGCGAACAUUUAUCUAAACGGUGCUGACGAGAUCAUGAGCAGAAGUUUGACCCAAGCCUUACACCACCGAGUGGACCAUAUGAAUGAGGAGCAGUUAGUGCGGCUAGCUGACUAUUUGAAGAGGGCAAAAAAUGUGGAGAGCAUCAUCAUGGAAGGCAGCACCAUGGAAGGCCUCAUCGUGGGGGAUAAAAAGGACGGCAACCAGGGAAUCCCAUUGGUGAGCAAAAUUCUCCACAAAAUGAAAAAGGAUAGCGAAUUGAUCACUCCGAAUAAUAUCGCAGCGGUGUAUUUAGACAUGCAUGAAAUUGUCAGCAAACUGUUGCUGUCCUCAGUUAACAUUACCUACGGGAAAGAUGACCCUCCAGUGAAGCAGGCGAAAAAGAAGGGGGGUCAUGAAGACACCAGUGAGGAAGUUACUCCAGAGACGCUCGCGGAGAGGAAAAAUUUUACCACAAUGGGUGACAUCCCCAUUGGAGAUAACAAAAAAGGAUCGGUCAUAAUGACAGGAAAUGUGUCAGAGAAAAACGCUCUUACGCAAGAAGUGAUAAAAUUCUGUGAUAACUACGUGAACAGCAUUUCGCACUUCCCAUCCGUCCUGAGCCUGUACCUUUUGUACAUAAAAAACGACGCGAUAAAGCAUAAGACAUUACAGGCAUUUGAAAAAAAAAUAAAAAUGAAUAAACACAAAUUGACGCAGGAGAACAUUUCGAAUAUAAUUCUGUCGCUGAGUAUUUACCCGUACCAUACGACGCAGAUGUUCACCUAUUUGGAAAAUGUAAUCGGCGAAAAGUUAAUCAGCGCGAGGGGCCGCUCGGGGGGGGGCGCUGACGAAGGGGGAGUGAUGCGAUCGGAAGAGGGCGCAACAGGAGAGAGUACAACAGGACUGAGCACAACCGGAGAAGGCGCAACGGAAGAGGCCACAACGCUGCAAAGUGAUGCAAACUAUGCGAACCACUCCAUGCAUGUGGACGCGAACUACCUAAUUGACAUAUCACUCGCCUUCGGAAUCGCCGGGAGGAAGAACCUGAACCUGUGGAAAUUUAUAGACGUUCGCAAAAUAGUCCUCACGUGUAACAAGAAGCUACUCCUAUACCUUUCAUACAGUUUUCUGCUCACCAAUUAUGUCUGCCCAGUGUCGUGGUUUUUCCUCAUAAAAAGGAUUGUGGAUGAUGUGACGGCCUUCAACAAAAAACAGUAUGAGCUAUUGUACGAAAUAUUGAAGUGUGCCAUAAUGUUUAACUACAUAGAUUUGAAUAAUUUUUCUAGUGAAAAUUCAUUCGGUUAUGUAAAUCGGUGGAGAAGGAGUCAGUCACCGGAAGACACUUCCUUCCGCAGUUACACCAAUAAGAAUACUACCCCAGCUAGCCAAUUUCUUAAAACAUUUCAGUACCUUCUAAACGCUUCCUAUUUUCACUACAAAAUGAAGUUGAUAAAUAAUCAGUACACUUCCAAAGUUCCUUACGAAGAGGUUUUUAAUUACUUAAAAUUAAAAUAUGAGAAAAAUGUGGAAUUUAAACAGCUGUAUAUAAUGCCCUAUUUGCUCACGGACUAUAAUGUCAUCAUUGACCCGCUGCCGACUACUCCUAUUCACAGAUGCAGUGGAUACAUCAUGGGAGAAAUACAACUAAAGCACAAAGUGUUUCAGUGCGAUAACUACGUGGUUUUGUCUUUUUAUGAUGGCAUGUGGGAUGAAUUUUUAAAGGCUCCCCAUGGGGGCGGAGAGCUCGCUUAUGAUAUCAAAGCUCUAGCCGAGCACUUCAGAACACACACCGAGUCACACCUCAAAAUUAGAAUUAACAAGGCUGCCACAGUUCGCGCCGGUCUCGCUCUGCACAGGGGUGGAACGAGUGCCAUAUCCGGCAACCACCCAAGUGGCGGAGCCAUUACCCCCUUUGCGCUUGACAGCAAAGCCAGAGGCAGGGGACCCCCACCAGGCGUUAAUUAUCUCAAGUACACGAAGAAGGACUCUCCACAAGAGCAGAGAAAUCGGUACUUAACACACAAGCCCAACAGUAUGACCUCCAAUCAAGACCACAAUAAAUACUUAAAAAUUAAAACAAAAAUGGUAAGGAAAGGGGCUUGA
This is a messenger RNA of Plasmodium inui San Antonio 1, 3630 nucleotides long. RefSeq lists its product as hypothetical. The transcript has a single exon. The record is from RefSeq and is a predicted model, not a curated record. The coding region runs from base 1 to 3630 and encodes 1209 amino acids. Lineage: Eukaryota; Apicomplexa; Aconoidasida; Haemosporida; Plasmodiidae.